Messenger RNA from Triticum turgidum subsp. durum (durum wheat), 990 nucleotides. NCBI's taxonomy places the organism in Eukaryota, Viridiplantae, Streptophyta, Magnoliopsida, Poales, Poaceae. The record is from the annotation of a GenBank genome assembly.
AUGAGUGAGGACAUAAUGGCGGAUAUCCAGUUAAGCUGUUACACUAUAAAGUCCCAUGGAGCCAAAAUUGCAAGACUCCACAUGUAUGACUGGAUAAUACUUGUCCUCCUUGCUGUCAUAGAUGGAUUGUUGAAUAUAAUUGAGCCUUUUCACCGUUUCGUUGGGAAGGACAUGAUGACUGACUUGAGAUAUCCCUUACAGGGCAAUACUGUGCCCUUCUGGGCUGUUCCGCUCAUUGGAAUCGUCCUACCCUGUGUCAUCUUUGGUGGAAUUUACUUCAAGAAGAAGAAUUUCUAUGAUUUGCACCAUGGCAUACUGGGUAUUCUUUAUUCGGUGCUCAUAACUGCGGUGAUUACUAACGCAAUUAAGGAUGGAGUUGGCCGACCGCGUCCUGAUUUCUUCUGGCGCUGUUUCCCAGAUGGAAAGGAUCUUUAUGAUAAUGUCACUACUGGCGUUCUGUGCCAUGGGGAGAAGAGUGUCAUCAAGGAAGGUCACAAGAGCUUCCCAAGUGGACACGCAUCAUGGUCUUUCGCCGGCCUGGGCUUCCUCACCUGGUACUUGACUGGGAAAAUCGCAGUUUUUGACCGAAAAGGCCAUAUCGCAAAGCUGUGCAUCAUUGUUCUGCCUCUGCUUACAGCCGCGCUCGUUGCCGUUUCUCGAGUGGACGACUACUGGCAUCACUGGCAAGAUGUGUUUGCAGGAGCUAUCAUAGGUCUCACGGUGGCCUCGUUCUGUUACCUGCAAUUUUUCCCAUAUCCUUUCGACGCAGACGGAUUGUGGCCUUACGCGUACAACACCCUCCAGCUAGCCGAGGCGGGCAUUGCAGCAAACUCCUUCGGCGUGCGGCCCACGGAGGAGACGGUGGAAGAAGGGCAAGGUCAGGGUGGGAUCGCCCUGAGAGACGCCGUGCGGCCCACUGAGACGGUGGAAGAAGGGCGAGGCCGGGGCGGGGUCGCCCUUAGGGACGCCCUAAGAUAUGAUGAGAACUAG